AUGGUUUUGGGCACGUCAACCCCCUCAAAGGUCACACCUUACUUGAUCUAUCUCGUGUUUAUUGUCACGCUCGGGCCGCUUCAAUUUGGCUAUCACCUGGCAGAGCUCAAUGCCCCACAAAGUAUCAUAACAUGUGAACGUCAAGGCAUUCAUUCCUCGACCAGCGCAUUUCACGGUCUACCGCAAUGCCUCCCUAUGACCCCAUCCCAAUUCGGACUCGUCUCUUCGAUCUAUACGCUCGGUGGUCUACUUGGAGCCCUGCUGGCAGGACCCAUCGCGACUAAAUAUGGACGUCUACUUGCACUACGAGCGACUACGGUACUCUUUAUACUGGGACCUAUGGCGGAGACACUUGCCCCGGCGAUUCCUGUCCUAAUUCUUGGUAGAUUUCUCUCUGGGAUUGGAUCAGGUGCUGCAAUCGUAGUUGGUCCUAUCUACAUUUCGGAAAUCGCCCCUCCAAGUGCUCGAGGCUUGUUCGGUGCUUUCACCCAGGUCAUGACCAACGUCGGUAUUCUCUUGACACAAACCCUGGGGUACUUUUGGAGCCAACCUAGUCUUUGGAGGUUGAUUCUGGCUGUGGCUGGAUUUGUUGGCGCUCUGGAGCUUAUGGGACUAUUUCUGGUACCAGAGAGUCCCUCGUGGCUUGCCGAACACCAUAAGACCAGCCAGGCUCGUCGCGUCCUGCAGCGGAUCCGCGGGCGGGAUGCCGACAUUGAAGCGGAAAUCGCGGGCUGGAGAUCUUCGGAUGCCCCUGCAUCUGGUGAGGAGGAAUCCUUGCUCGCUUCACAGCCAGGUGAGGGAUCACCUAAGAUACCUGAAGCCACAUUUAUGCAGGUUGUCAAAGAUCCCUACUAUCGCCCGGCCAUCAUUGCUGUGGUAGGGGUGAUGGUCGCCCAGCAACUCGCCGGGAUGAACAGCAUUGUCAUGUACAGUGUGUCCCUAUUACAGAGUAUUUUACCAACGACUGCUGCGCUGCUCACAGUGAUGAUAUCUGCAAUCAAUCUCGUGAUCACGCUGGCAUGCUCUCCAUUGCCCGAUCGCAUUGGCCGGAAAUCGUGUCUGAUGCUGAGCAUUUGCGGUAUGGGCUGCAGUUCAAUCCUUCUCGCCAUAAGCAUAUACUUGAAUGCGAAGAUCUUAACGGCGAUCGCUGCUUUGCUCUUUGUGGCCUGUUUUGCAGUCGGUCUGGGCCCCGUACCCUUUAUACUGGCCUCCGAGCUUGUCGGACCCGAAGCUGUGGGCGCAGCACAAAGUUGGGCUUUGGGUGCAAAUUGGAUUGCAACAUUUGUGGUCGCUCAAUUCUUCCCGAUACUCAACGAUGCCCUAGGUGGCCGUGGGAAGGUCUACUGGGUGUUCGCCGCAAUGGCAGGACUUUUCGGCGUCUUCAUCUACCGACAUGUGCCAGAAACCAAAGGCAAAGCCAAUGCCGACGAGGUUUGGGGGCGAACAGAUCGACGACAAGACUAA
Penicillium bovifimosum is the source of this 1464-nucleotide messenger RNA. Its product is annotated as putative MFS glucose transporter. Bases 1 to 1464 code for a protein of 487 amino acids. Gene Ontology annotation, molecular function: hexose transmembrane transporter activity. The record is from RefSeq and is a predicted model, not a curated record. Lineage: Eukaryota; Fungi; Ascomycota; Eurotiomycetes; Eurotiales; Aspergillaceae. Gene Ontology annotation, cellular component: membrane. The transcript has 2 exons. Gene Ontology annotation, biological process: monosaccharide transmembrane transport.